Messenger RNA from Erythranthe guttata (spotted monkey flower), 2331 nucleotides. NCBI's taxonomy places the organism in Eukaryota, Viridiplantae, Streptophyta, Magnoliopsida, Lamiales, Phrymaceae. The record is from RefSeq and is a predicted model, not a curated record.
CUCUCUCUCUCUCUCUCUCUAUAUAUAUAUAUAAUCUGUCCUCCCCGUCUUUCUCUCACUACAUCUCUCUCUCUAUCUCUCUCUUCUCUCAAUCUCACAUACGAACACAGAGUUGGCGCCUCAGAAACGCCGGCGACUGAAACGCCGUAAAAAUUGGUUCUCUUCUCAUCCUCGGCCUCGCACCGACUUGCCGGCAACUAAAACACCAUUCAAUACUCCGUCAAAACCCUAAAUCCCCGCGGCCGAAUCUGGAAUCCUCACGGGUAAUGCCUAAUGAAUACUGAUUCUCGUCGUUCCGAUACGGCGAUAGAUUACCGAUACCUGAUUGGGCAGAUAAUCAUAUUUUUUGCGCUAUUUAUUAACCUUGAUACAUUAUGGCGGCAAAGCAAGUGAUUAAGCGUGCCAAGUACAAGUCUGCAGUGAAGGACCCCGGGGUUCCCGGCAUUCUCGAAUUGACAAUCGAAAGAUUUGUUUUUAGGCCAAACGAUCCAAAAUCAACCACGAAGCUAAACGUGGAGUUCAAGCUGAUUAAAGGGCAUAAAUUCACCAAAGAUGGUUCCAAACAGGCCCUGCUGAAUCUCACCCAAGACCAGGGGGGUAAUUAUAUUUUUGAAUUUACUAAUUUUGCUGACCGUGAUGUAUGCAAAGAAUUCGUCGCGAAUGCUCUUGCAUUUCAUUCUGAAUCUGGGAAAACAAUACCUGAAAAAUCUGACGUUCCAGUUAAUGAACAUCUUAGCACCGCAGAGACAGAGCAACGUAUUAAGCUACUGCAGGAGAACAGUGAACUACAGACACUUCACAAGCAAUUUGUCUUCAAAGGUAUUCUCACAGAUGCUGAAUUUUGGGCAACAAGGAAGAAAUUACUGGAACAGAGUGAUGGCAGAAGGCGAAAACAGCGGCUAGCAUUAAAAAAUGAAAUGUGGACUGUGAAACCAUUAUCCGAUGGUCAGUCAAACAAAGUGACAUUUAACUUGACACCAGAAAUCAUUCAUCAGAUAUUUUCCGAAAAACCAGCAGUUCGCCAAGCAUAUUUGAAUUUUGUCCCUCACAGACUGUCAGAAAAGGAUUUCUGGACCAAAUAUUCAAAAGCAGAAUAUCUGAAUAGUUCAAGAAAUGUAAGCGUUGCAGCAGCAGAGGCUGCUUUAGAUGAGGAGCUUGCUGUUUUCCUAAAGCGAGAUGAUAUGCUGGCAGAUGAAGCUCGGAGAAAGGUCAGGCGUGUGGAUCCAACCGUGGACAUGCAAGCUGAUGAGGGCGAUGAUUACAUACAUCUCCAGGAUCAUGGAUUAGUGCAUGAUGAACCGAAGGAUUAUAUGGAAUCGCAAUAUGAACCAUUUCGGAAGUCCUUCUCACAAGAUUUGAAUCAGCAUGGUGCUGUUGUUCUUCAAGGAAGAGUUCUAGAUGCCGAGCUAAGAGAUACAAGGUCUGUUGCUGAAGCCAUUAUCAGGAUAAAACAGGCGGAACUUUCUGACGAAGUAUCCACCAGGAAUUUAGAGAGAGAUAUCUCAGACAGGAUUUCUCGAAUGGCCGAAAUGGAGGAUCUUCAGGGGCCUCGAGAUCCUGCAGUCGCCCCCCUCAGUAUUAAGGAUCCGCGCGACUACUUUGAUUCUCAACAAGCUAAUGCGCUAAAAGCAUUGGCCGAUGGUAGUGGAGGUGAAAGAACAUUAAAAUCCAGCGUCAGUUCACAUGAAGCUUAUGGUUCGUUAAAGAAUCUCGUCUCUCACAAUAGAGUCAUGGGUUUGACUGAACCAGUGAUGAGUCACGAGGUUGCUCUUAAGGUCCUCAGCGCAUUGACCCAGAAUAUCUCCAGCACCAAGUUUCAUCUUGGAAGCAAUCCACACGAGAGUGUCCUGGACAGAUUGCCAAAAUCAACGAAAGAUGAACUUUUGAUUCAAUGGACUUCCGUUCAGGAACUGUUGAAACACUUCUGGUCGUCUUACCCAAUUACGACGAAGUACCUCUAUACAAAGGUUACCAGAAUGAAAGACGCUAUGUCGCAGAUUUAUCUGAAGUUGCAGGAGAUUAAGGAAUCAGUGCCGUCUGAUUUCAGGCAUCAAGUCUCUCUUCUUGUUCACCCGAUGCUUCAGGCUCUAGAUGCCGCCUUUGCACACUACGAUGCCGAUGUACAACGAAGAUCGACCAAGGGUUGAGAAAGACCAUAAUUGUUUGUGUAGCGAAUUUUUUUCAAAUCCACAUAAGAAUGUGUAUUUUACGAAAUUUUGAUAGUGUUUAUUUUCCUUUUAAAUAAAAAAAUAUAUUCUUUUGUUUUUUCGGCUAUGCUUAUAGUGAGGAUUGUGUGUAAAUUAUUCUUGAUAUUAAUUGUUUUACAGCUAA